This is a messenger RNA of Doryrhamphus excisus (bluestripe pipefish), 1496 nucleotides long. RefSeq names its product transmembrane p24 trafficking protein 4 (gene tmed4). NCBI's taxonomy places the organism in Eukaryota, Metazoa, Chordata, Actinopteri, Syngnathiformes, Syngnathidae. The record is from RefSeq and is a predicted model, not a curated record.
GUUUCGCAUUGGGUGAUGACGUUGCUUGGGCAUAGCUACACUGACUGUCUGUGCUUUUGGCUAAUUUGGAGGAAGCCUCAUGAUGCUAUCUGUCGCUACAGCUGGAGUAAUUUUGCUAGCAGUGUGUAUUUAUCCAAGUUACGCACUCUACUUCCACAUAGGAGAGACUGAGAAAAAAUGUUUCAUUGAAGAAAUUCCAGACGAGACCAUGGUUAUCGGAAAGUACAAAACUCAGCUUUGGGAUAAACAGACCAAUUCCUUCCUCCCGUCCACUCCUGGUCUUGGAAUGCAUGUUGAAAUCAAGGAUCCAGAUGCAAGGGUCAUCCUGUCUCGUCAAUACGGAUCUGAUGGCCGGUUCACCUUCACAUCUCAUACACCUGGAGAACAUCAGAUUUGUCUGCACUCCAACUCUACGAAGAUGGCUCUGUUUGCUGGAGGGAAACUGAGAGUGCACCUGGAUAUCCAGGUUGGAGAACACACCAAUAACUACCCUGAAAUUGCAGCAAAGGACAAACUCACUGAGCUGCAGCUCCGUGCCAGACAGCUUCUGGAUCAGGUGGAACAAAUCCAGAAGGAACAAAAUUACCAGAGGUAUCGAGAGGAACGCUUCCGUAUGACCAGCGAGAGCACCAACCAACGCGUCCUUUGGUGGUCCAUCGCCCAGACGAUUAUUCUCAUCAUGACGGGCAUAUGGCAGAUGAAGCACCUCAAGAGCUUUUUUGAAGCUAAGAAACUGGUUUAACCGGAUUGUGAAGAGGAGACAGACAGACUUGAAUGACUGGAACAAAGCCUUGCCCCCCCCGCGCCUCCCUCCGAAUUCAGGUGACUUUUUGUCGGCCAUGGAUGAUGAAGGGAGUUUUAGUACAACAUCCCAGUUGCCUUUCUCGUUUGUUGUAUUUGCCUGACAUCCGUGCACAUCUUUUGGUUGUACAGCAGCAGAUACGCAACACAAUGACACCCAUCUUUCAUUUCGAGUGGGGUUUCGUCUCUGGUAACCAUUGGCUUCACCAUUGCCAACACAUCGUCCCUUAUUUAGACACUAAAUGAAUGAUAAGUUUAUAAUUUUAUAGAAUGUUUGUUCACACACAGCCACACCCCGUGAUUCUUGUAGUUGCAAGAACAUUGGAGAUUUUUUUCCAAUAUUGUAACAAUGUUUAUAAAUGUCAAAGAACUGUGAGAUUUUUCUUAUUGUAUUGCUUUAUUGUAGCUAGCAUUCAUUUACUUGGUGUUCAUGAGGUUUUUCGCGAUGUGAUAUAAGGGGCUUUAAACAUGGAUGUUUGGGUGCCAGGAUUUAUUUAUUAUUGGAAUGUGACCAUAUUCUGUAUACAAGUACAGUUCAUCCAGUUUAAUACUGAAGGCUUCAGUCAUGCAUGUAUGGGUUGUUGAUUUUGAGAUUUUUCUCUUAUUUUGUUAAAAUGUCCGCUUCUUGAUGCACUACUGUCAGACAUUAUCUUCAUGAAGAAAUGUGGAAUUGCCAUAAAAUGUUCCAGCAUUGA